Molecule: messenger RNA, 1248 nt
Organism: Prorocentrum cordatum
Lineage: Eukaryota; Dinophyceae; Prorocentrales; Prorocentraceae
Source: the annotation of a GenBank genome assembly
AUGAUGCCGUGCCCCGCGGAGGCCGAUGGCACCGCAAGGUCCCAUCGCCUCGCAGGCAGGCUCGUGGCCGACAUGCAGGACCCCGUGCUCAUCCUGGACCCCGCGCUCACGGGCUGCCCCAUCGUGGGGGCCAGCGCCGGCUUCUGCUCCACCACGGGGCGCGCCCUGGGGGAGCUCCUGGGCAGCGGCCUGGGCGGCCUGUCCGAGGGCGUGCCCGCCGCGUGGCUGUCCCGCUCCUCCAGGGCGAACCAGGAGAGCUUCUGCGCGGAGUGCGCGAACCCCGACCUCGCGGGGAUCGCGGAGGCCGUCGUGGUGCAGCCUCAGGCCAGGAAGGACGGCUCCGUCUUCACGGGCUUCACCCUCCUCGGGCUCUGCGUGGUACCCUCGUGUGCGGGGCUCCGCAAGUACAUCGUCGGCUCCGUCAUCGCCUGCGCGGAGGGCUGCCCGCAGCGCCUUGGGCGGGCCGCUCACGCGGAGCUGGAGGGGCGGGCUCGGGGCGUCCUUGAGGCGGCCAGGGUGCGCUUGAGCACGCUGCGCAGCCCAAACUGGUGCGACGAGGGGAGGAUAGUCGACCUCAAGGACCUCGUGCAGCCGGACUUCGGCUUCUACACGAGGAGGCUCGAGGGGCAGGCCAUCGUCGCCAACAGCGGGCGGACCGCGGCCCGCAGGGAGUGCGACGAGCUGCCCACGGGGUGCCUGAUGCUCGGAGACAGGCCCGCGCAGAGGACGCCAGAGGGCCUCGCCUUCCGGGUGCGCGUCGAGUCCACGACGAGCAAGUUCUCAGGGCUGCCCUUCGUCGGGUUCACGACGCGGAGGCCCGGCGAGGCCGGAGACCUGCCCCGGCUCUCGAAGUGCCUCGCGGAGAGCGUCGUCGUCGGCGGGAGCGGCGAGGCCUUCGCCCGCGACGCGAGCACGCACUACGUCAUGGGGUUCGGGCCGCCCCCCGCCGCCGAGGUCGAGUCCUGGCUGCUGCAGCCCGACGUGCCCGCUCACAAGCGCGAGCCGCCGGCGGUGGCCCGCGUGGGCGACGAGAUCGAGUGCAGGUACACGUGGGACGGGCGCCUUCAGUUCUUCGUCAACGACACCGUGGUGAUGGACUUUGACACCGGGAGGCCGCUGGCGGAGGAUGCCCAGUACUACGCCGUGGUGGACGUCUGCUUCUCGACGACCCGCCUCACGCUGAUUCCGAGGUCGAUGUCGAAGGAUUGGGGCGGCAGAUGUACGCCAGGAUGCGAUCCGCUCAUGUGA